Molecule: messenger RNA, 357 nt
Organism: Coccomyxa subellipsoidea C-169
Lineage: Eukaryota; Viridiplantae; Chlorophyta; Trebouxiophyceae; Coccomyxaceae
Exons: 1
Coding region: 4-180 (58 amino acids)
Source: RefSeq, a predicted model, not a curated record
CAAAUGGCUUUCCCUUCUGGGCCUCUGCAAGUCGCCGCUGACUGCGUGAUAUGCAUGUACUUGUUUGGUCGGCGGUUGUUGAUCAGUAGAAGUAGUACUGUAAAUGUAUUCUUUCGCCCUCUUGACAUGCAUGGCAGAGGCUCAGACAUUGUUCAUGGGUGCUGCCUAACAGUUAAGUGACGAGGAUUUCUCCGUCCAAGGCCCUCUGAGAUCAUCGUGAUGAGAUCUAAUGUAUGUGUACACUGAGUGGCGUUAGGCGAUCAGUCUAUGCUGGAACUUUGGUGCGUGAGAAGUACUCACUGAGUACAUGCCAUGCAAGUGCGCAUAAGUAAGCGAGGCAAUUACGUUUGAUUGGGC